Thalassophryne amazonica is the source of this 1990-nucleotide messenger RNA. RefSeq names its product minichromosome maintenance complex binding protein (gene mcmbp). Gene Ontology annotation, molecular function: chromatin binding. The coding region runs from base 94 to 1986 and encodes 630 amino acids. The record is from RefSeq and is a predicted model, not a curated record. The transcript is spliced from 16 exons. Gene Ontology annotation, biological process: DNA-templated DNA replication. Lineage: Eukaryota; Metazoa; Chordata; Actinopteri; Batrachoidiformes; Batrachoididae.
CGCCCUGACUUUUGCUGUGUUGUGUGAGGGAAAGACUCCAGAGAUUUAACUGAGAACUUUUGAUACAUUUCAGAGUUUGGUAACUAUCGAACGAUGCCAUCCACUCAUGACUGGAUUAACAACCCACUGGACGUCGUGGAGAUGAUAUUUGCAUCGUCCCAGGACAACACAGACUCUGGGUGGGAAGCAAAAGCAGUGGAAUUCUUCAAGGAUAAGCUGAAACAGAAGAAUGCUCACACCUGGGUUCCAUCUUUGAAUGAUGUCCCUCUGCACUACCUGAAGCCCAACAGCUUGGUCAAAUUCCGUUGUUUAAUCCAAGACAUGUUUGAUCCAGAGUUCUACAUGGGCGUGUAUGAGACUGUCGAUCCGUCUACCAAAGCCACAGUGCAGCACUGUGGAAAAUACAAAGACGUGACAGAAUGUGGGGUCGACUGGAACUCCAGGAGUACUGUGACUGCAGAGAGACAGACGUUCUACUGUGUGCCUGUCCCUGGAGAAAAUGCCUGGGUGAAAGAAAGUUAUGCCAGCUGUAGUCAAGCGAGAGUUGUCCCUUCAACGUCGUAUGCUCCGAGCAGACACAAACGCAGCUACGAGGAAGACGAGGACAUGGACACUCAGCCGCAGAAGCAGCGAGACACGCACACUGGAGCUUUAAGUUCUGCAGAACAGCACGGGGACUGUAAGCGUCAGGAGACAGAAGCUCCGACUGGACAGAUGACAGCUGCCUCCCACCUUGACCUCAAUUUCCCCCUGCCAGGAGAGAAGGGGCCGUCCUGUUUAAUUAAGGUCUACGAGGAGGGCGACAGCUUCAAGCUCAAUGACGCGCUGGAGGUCUACGGGAUUCUCUCUGUCAGUACUGCUUUCAGCGCGCUGGCUGAUGAGAAAGAGGCAUCGUCUUCGUCCCUGCUGGAGCCGGCAGAGUGCAUGGAGACUGUGGAGGAGCAGAGAGUGCACAGUCCUCCGGCCUCACUGGUGCCUCGCCUUCACAUGAUCUACGCCAAACCAUUGCUGCACAACAACCCUCUGCUGGCCGCUGCCACCGUGGACCACAGCGGCGUUCCUGAGUCUUUGACCCCGAGGGAGAUGGCGUCUGUCAGAGAGGAGCUGCUCACAUACUUGACUCACGUCCUUCUGGGAGACGCUCUGGCAGCCGAGUACCUCAUUCUGCACCUCAUUUCCAGUGUGUAUGCCAGACGGGACGUUCUUCCUCUGGGAAAGUUCACGCUGAACCUGAGUGGCUGUCCGGGUGUCUCCUCGUACACAGAGCGUCUGUACCAGAUCAUACAGCAGCUCGUGCCUUCUUCCUGCUACCUGAGCAUGAGCCUGCAGAACAUGAACCAGCUGCGGUUGGUACCUAAGAAAGAUUAUGCGGCCAACCGGCUGCUGAGCGGAGUCCUGCAGCUGUCCAGGAACACCAGCCUGUUCUUGGAUGAGACCCAGCUGGAGCAGGGUCAGCUGGACACCACAGGUGUGCAGAACAUUACGGCCCUGGGGGACCUGAUCUCGUGGCAGAAGGUUGAUUAUGACUUUAACUACCACAAGAUGGAAUUCCCAUGCAAUAUUAACGUGCUGAUCGCGUCGGAGGGCCGCUCACUGCUGCCGUCAGACUGUCAGGUGCACUUACAGCCUCAUCUGGGGACGGCCCACCUGGACGAGUAUCUCAGUGGCAUCCACAUGCACCCUCAGACCUCCUCACAACUCAACAAAUUCAGAGUCUACCUGAGUGUCGCUCGGCUGCUCGAUUACAGGAUCACUGACGAAGUGACAAAGUCGGUGGAGGACGACUUUGUGGAGAUGAGGAAGGACAACCCUCAGAGCAUAUCUGCUGAGGACCUGCAUCAUCUGCUGGUCGUUGCAAGGUUGUUGUCUGUGAGUCUCGGAGAGACGUCUCUGACCAGAGACUGCUGGCUGAGAACCAAACACAUGGAGGCGCUGCGGAGCAGCAGGAUGGAGCAACACAAGUGUGUCAACGGCAACGAGCAAUGAUCCU